AUAAACAGAGGUGGUCAUCUUCCCACUCCAUCAGUCCCUUUGAUUUUGAAGCCAAACGAAGAGCCCUAAAAUUUCGUGCUUUUUGUUUUUUUAAUCGCUGCCAUGGUCUCGCGCUUUCCGUCCUCCACUGCCACGGCCACCACCGCCUCCUCCUCCUUCUUCGCCUUCCUCUCCGAAGACGUCGUCCUUGACAUCCUCGCCAAACUCGAAUCCGAUCCACGCGACUGGGCCCGCCUCGCCUGUGUCUCCUCCCGCUUCUCCUCUCUCGUCCGCGCCGUCUGCUUCCGCUCCCACUGCUCCCGCUAUCUCCCUCCGGAUCUCCUACCCUCAACCGCCGCCGGCGCUGUCGCCUGGUCGUCCCUCCAUAAGCUCUCCGUCUGCUGCCCCGGCCUCCACCACGCCGGCGUCCUCCUCGAGCACUCCGAUUUCGGACUCGAGCGCGACAUCGGCCCUCAUCUGGCUCCUCCCGGCCCCUCCUUUUCUUCGUCCUCCUGUUCGAGCGAUCCGCGAAAUCCCCCCUCACAGGCCCUCUCCGAUGUUUCUUGCUGGUCCCUCUUCGAUGACCUCUACUUCGACACCGUCUACGACAGCUCAGAAGCUCAAGAUGUCGCCUGUACGCCGAUCGAACCCUCCCCAGGCGAUAACCAACCCAUUACAGUCGGUUCGAUUGCCCCCAAUAGGAGGACGAAACCCUGGGCAGGGCCGACAAGCUCCCAUUUGGCUACCGGGCCUUGGACUCUGAGCCGUGUGCAGGGCAACAAGCUUCUCGCCAGCCGUUACAGGAAUGAUUGCCUUUAUAUAUGCGACUGGCCUGGAUGCACUCACGCAGGAGAGAAGCGGAAGUACAUGCUGUUUAGGGGGAUGUUCAAAAACUUCAAGCGAUCGAGGGUGUGGAAGACGAUAAAUGAUUUGAACAAAGGUAAGAUCCGGUUGGCUUGUGCUUUCUGUGCUUGCAGGGAGACGUGGGAUCUCCACUCUGCAUUUUGCUUGAGGAGGGUCUUUGGAUUUCAUGACGAUGGGGAGCCAGUUGUGAGGGCCUAUGUUUGCGAGAAUGGUCAUGUUUCUGGAGCAUGGACCGAGACACCAUUGUAUGAUUAAAGAUAGCAGACUACCAGUGUUUAUUGCUUACUAUUAUGGUUAUGCAUUGUUAGUCUAGGACUUUGCCAACCCUGAAGACUUUUGGCUUUGCAAUUGUUGUUUUCGACUUGGCCCAAAGUGGACAUCUUUUGUCUCAGCAAUUAGCUUGUUGCUGUGAUCCACGAAGGCCAUGGCUUAGACAUCUGCUGCUACAAUUUUCAUUUUUUUUUCCGGGCCUUUUUCUGAUUCUGUUUAGUGAGGAAUAAUAUGGGGACAAUCCACUCUGCUGCAUCAUCUUCUGUGGGUUUGAUCAUGCUAUGACUUCAAGAAAAGAAGAUGACUACGCUCGCCCUCAGCGCCCUGCCAACCCGUCCGAAGGUCAAUACUGAGGAGAUAAAUCACGAGUGACUACUAGCCUUUGGAAUAAUGAAUGACACAUGAGAGAGGCAUUGCUUGCGCUUUACCCAAUAUAGUAGUAUGUGACUGAUGUUAUGGAACAAAAUUAAGUUGAAGACCCUCUUUGAUACAUGGCACCUCUAACUAAAUGAUGGUAUUCAGUUUAACUAAAUGAAGACAAUUAUUGAAAUAUAUGGUACACAUGUAAACUAGUAAGAAUUAUAAAAAAUGAUAGUAAAGCUUGCUCACAAA
Molecule: messenger RNA, 1725 nt
Organism: Zingiber officinale
Lineage: Eukaryota; Viridiplantae; Streptophyta; Magnoliopsida; Zingiberales; Zingiberaceae
Product: phytochrome A-associated F-box protein-like
Exons: 3
Coding region: 103-1098 (331 amino acids)
Molecular function (GO): protein binding
Source: RefSeq, a predicted model, not a curated record